AUGAGUACAACUUUUUUAUACGAAAUUAUUGACAGUAAUGAAGAAGAACGAAACAACCGCAACACUUAUCUAAUUGAUGAAAAAUGCUUUAGUCAAGGAACCGAUGGUAACAAAGGUAAUUACGAUUAUGGUGACAAAAUUAAUGGUAAUAAAAGAGAAUCGUAUGGUAAUGAUAUAAAUGACGAUGAACGAGCAAAAUUAUUGAGAAAUAACCAAAUCCAGUGGAUGAAACAAACUAAAAACACCAUCAGCUGUCGGUUCAUUGAAAUUUUUAUUCUGUUUCUCAGCACCUUGCGCGUAAUAUCAGCUUGCCCAGAUGUCGUUACUUCGAUAUGCCGUUGUGAUGACUCACAAAACGGAAUUGUCUUGAAGUGCUCCAAUACUGAUGGAGCUCAUAUUGUUCAAACAUUAAAAGCUAAUCAGAUCAACCUGGGUUUGAUUCAGCAACUGGAAAUGCAAAAUUCCGGACUAAAGCAGAUUCCUGCUGGAUUUUUCUCAGGACUCUUUAUCAAAAAAUUGGACUUGUCACAUAACAAUAUUGCAGAAGUAGAUGAAAAUGGAUUUCUUGGAAUGAGUAGUGUUUUACAAGAACUUAUACUUCAUCAUAACAAUUUGACAAAACUACCAGCUAAAGCGUUGAUACCACUAUCAGCCCUCCUACGUAUUGAUCUGUCUAAUAAUUCCAUUGGUGAUAUUGAAGCAGAACAUGCUUUACCGCCGAUAUCAAAGCUAUACGAUGUCAGUUUAGCAAAUAAUCGCAUUUGUCAAGUACAUAAAAACGCUUUUGAUGAUGUUAAAUAUAGUUUGCAAACCAUAAAUCUUGGAAGGAAUUGCUUAAAAGAAGUGCCAGCAGCAGCAAUUCGGGGAUUUAAACAGUUGAUGGCACUACACUUACACAAUAAUAACAUUACCUCAUUGGGAGCUCUGUCAUUUAUGAAUUUGCCACAAAUGAAUUUGUUGAAUCUAGCAUCAAACCAUAUUACAACCAUCCAUAAGCAAACAUUUCUCAAUGUUCCAAACUUGAAAUAUUUAUACUUGACCCGAAAUCGAAUAACUAAUAUUUCACCACACCAGUUCAGCUCAUUUGAACAACUCGAAAUGCUUGAUCUCACAGGGAAUUACUUGAAUGAAUUACAGCAAGAUUCUUUUUCAAAUUUGCAAAGUCUGCGACAGCUAUAUCUGGGCGAAAAUCAAAUUGCAAACAUAGAAAAACAGAGCUUCACUAACAGCUCAGUAGUUAUACUGAUUCUGAAUUCAAAUCGCCUAGUGACUCUUGAAGAAGGAAUGUUUGAUGGAUUAGUUAAACUACAACAAUUAGGGUUGAAGGACAAUCAGAUUCGUACGAUCGAUCAGAAUAGUUUCUAUUCCAACCCAAGUUUAGCAAUGAUUGAUCUGAGCGGUAAUGAACUGAUGGAUAUACCGCCUACAACAUUUUUGGCUCAAAUUAAUCUGUUUCUUAUUGAUCUCAGUUCCAAUAAAUUGUUGCGUACACCGUAUGGAGCAUUUAGCCGACGUGUAAAAACAGUUCUUUUGCAGGAGAAUCCUUUGGUGUGUUCCGAACGAGUGCAUAUGCUGCAGCAAGGUGUGGGGAUAUAUAUAGCGAAUAGCAAAGAUGCCAUUUGUGGAACAAAAAAGGAUUAUGAAAACAGCACUGAAAAUGAUUUUGAUGGCAGUAAUACAUCAUCUUAUUUUACUAUUGAAAACAUACAAGAAACUAAAAUUAAAGCGGAGGAAAAGCAGUCAGCAUAUGAAACUUCUUCUACAUCAUCAUCUAAAAUUGCUCCAAUUAUUCGUCCAAUUCCCAUUAUCAAUGACAAAGUGAGUAUACGAGAAGGCCAAACUGAAGAAGAAACUAUUAAUGAUGAGCUGAUUCCUAUACGACCUAUUCACGUAACUGCUAAUGAACAAUCUCUGCCUUCUUUACCAUUACCAAUAAUACCCAAUGCUGUGACAGCACCAGAAAGCGGAUCAAGAAUGAUUUCUUCUAAAUAUGAAACCCAUAACUACGGUACAGGAAGAAAUGAUAAUUAUAAACUGUUGGACAAUCUGGGUUUACGAAACAGGAGUAGACCUGAAGAAAGUGAUAACCAUUCAUUUCACACCAACAACAACAAGAUAUAUCCUUUUCCUGUACCGUUCUUAAAACGUCCCUUAAAACCUUCAAGAGCUUUCGUAGCUCGAUUCAGUAGUACACCAUUUAGUACGGAUCAAACAACUACGAACAUUAAUAAAGGAUAUAGCGAGCAAACACUGCCACCCAGUAUUGUUGUUGCUGACCAUGUACACGAAUCUGAUCAAGACACUUUAACUUUAAGAAAUAAUUACAAUGAAAAAGUUUCCAUUGAAAAUGCAAAGGAUGUACAGGCAAAUGAAGGCGAGAUAAUUUUUGACUUGGAUAAUACGGAAAGACUUGAACGUGUUGCGGCUCCAUCAGUAAUUAUCCUAAUAUGUCUAAGUACAGUGGCUAUAGUUAUGGCUGCUGUACUGAUUGGUUUAUGUAUUGCAAAACACCGACGUCUGCAGACUUUUCGCGAUUCUAUGACAACUGAUAACGCCGUUGCUGCACGCACGAAUGCUUACGUGGCUGCACAACUUGAUAUGAUCAAUGGAACGGUACAACGAAAUAGGAAUAUAUCAGUGGCCAGUCGAUUAGAUGACACUCAGCCGUGGAUUUAUGCACCAGCUUCCUAUGCAACUAGUGGAUACUAUAAAUAA
Thelazia callipaeda (thelaziosis nematode) is the source of this 2715-nucleotide messenger RNA. The record is from the annotation of a GenBank genome assembly. Lineage: Eukaryota; Metazoa; Nematoda; Chromadorea; Rhabditida; Thelaziidae.